Ostrinia furnacalis (Asian corn borer) is the source of this 996-nucleotide messenger RNA. RefSeq lists its product as uncharacterized. The coding region runs from base 616 to 954 and encodes 112 amino acids. The record is from RefSeq and is a predicted model, not a curated record. NCBI's taxonomy places the organism in Eukaryota, Metazoa, Arthropoda, Insecta, Lepidoptera, Crambidae. The transcript is spliced from 3 exons.
CAUUUAGUUUAAUAAUCGAUUUUUAAUUUAAAUCGAUACUUUAAAAAAUCUGAUUUAGUCUGUGCACUGAAACUGACAGCUGCCUGUCUAUUUCUCUAUGGAUCACUCGUUUCGUAUUUUUCGUUUCGUGCGUGUGCGUUUCGAGUGCUUUUCCUCCUAUCUUUUUGUUUUUUCGCCGACCACUGCUUUGUUUUACGGAUUUUGACCCUACAUGCAUUGCCUGAACGACCCCUGCUUUCAACCUGGACUCUGGAUCUUGCUUACACGUCUGACUUGGAAUGUUUACUUUGGACUUUACUACCGGCUUAAGAACUGGAUAUUGACGCUAUGGAUCGCUGUGUAAAUUGUGGAAUAGACACUAGUCGCUGCAAUGCACUAGGCAGACGAUCCCUAAACGAUGAGUCUACUCUGCAUGUGAUUCAACAAUGGCUUGCACCUCGGACUGUUAAUAAUAGUGACUAUGUUUGCCAAGCAUGCUGGGACUUGGCUUAAAGCCGAUAUAAUGAUGAAGAAAGACAACUUGGCCACCAUAAUGUUUGUCUUCGCUGUGGACGUCCUCUUGCUUCAGCACGAGUUACUUAUUUACUCCACACUAACUCCCAUCGAGAACUGAGAAUGUUAUACGAGAGUGGAUUACCUGUACCUCGAGCUGUGCCCGAAGCUGGUUGCAUAUGUCAUACAUGCUGGGUGGCUGCAGACAGAGCUGCUGUCCAUAUGAUCUCAGGACCAUCAACUUCAUCCCGAGGAAUACCCCCUGAAGAAAUACAGCCAGAGACACAACAUACAAUUACCGACUCUCGAAGUGGAAUGGAAGCAAUACUAAAACAUUAUUGUAACUGCAUUGUAGGUAGACAAACAGUAGGCUGCUGCGCCCAUAUCAUGUCGAUAAUAUGGUACCAAGACCAUUUAGUACCACCUGCCUGUGCAGGUUUCUUAGAACUGUUUCUUAGAUGAUAUUUUAAUUAUUAUAGAAGACGAAUAAAAUCAUUAAGUAAA